UUAACUCGCUCCUGCGUGCACACGGUCGCAUCUCUUCGGGCUCCAUGUGCAGCUGAUUCGGUCCCGGUGUCCAGGCUCGUCGUGACGGCGACAGGCUGAAGGGAAGAAUGCGGUUUUCCACGGUGGUGUCGAUACUGCGGCCGAUGGGCCCGGUGGUGGUCGGCAUUUCUUUGGGCUUCACCUUGAGUUUGUUGAGUGUAAACUGGGUGGAAGAGACCUGCUUCUUUGUGGACAGUAACGACGCCGGUGAUGUCCCAUCGGGUCAGGAUGGACAGCCCAAAGGAGCCCGAAAACCCAACUCGAUUUCGAGUAGUAACGACGUGGAGUCUGAAGAGAACUUCCAGCCGAGAAUCGUCCCUUACAAACAAGUCCAACAAAGUGCGCCCAAGAAAGUUUUCAGGGCAAAGUACAUAAGCACAGAGUUGGGGAUGAGAGAGCGUCUGUUUGUUGGGGUGCUGACAUCCAAAAACACCAUUAAUACCUUGGGUGUAGCUGUCAACCGAACCAUAAGCCAUCACCUGGACACAGUGGUGUUCUUCACCGGCAUGCGCAACCGCAGAAGUCCUCAUGGCAUGUUUGUAGUCUCUCAUGGGGACGAGAGACUUAUAUGGAACAUGUUUCAGACCAUAAAAUAUGUUUUUGAACAUUACAUCAAUGAGUAUGAUUGGUUUUACAUCAUACAAGAUGACACUUACUCAGAAGCUGACAGGAUCAAAGCCCUAGUGGAACAUCUAAGCAUGGAUCGGGAGCUUUACAUGGGAAGUCCUGAGCAGUUUAUCGGUGGUGAGAUGGAAGGCAGGUACUGUUAUGGAGGAUUCGGGUACCUGCUGUCACGGACCCUGCUCCUCCGGCUCCAGCCCUUCCUGGAGAACUGUCGGAAUGACAUCCUGAGCGCAAGGCCUGACGAGUGGCUUGGAAGAUGCAUCAUUGAUUACACCAACACAAACUGUGUCAGUGAAUAUGAGGGGCUUCAGUACCACCAUUAUGAGGUGGGAAAGAACUCUGAUCCCAGUAAAGAUCAGAGUGAGCAGUUAAAGAAAGCUCUGUCUGUCCAUCCAGUGUCUGACCCUGAGCAGAUGUACCAGCUGCACAGAUACUUCACUGAGAUUGAACUCCAGAGGACCUAUGAUGAGAUCGCUAAGCUGCAGGCAGAAAUAAAAAAUGUCAGCGUGGUUGCUUUUGAGGGCAAUCGCAGCGCCCAUUGGCCAGUGGGGAUCAACCCACCAUUUGAGCCCAAAUCUCGAUUUGAAGUUCUGAGUUGGGAAUACUUCACAGAGGAAGAGGUGUAUUUGUGCAUCGAUGGCUCUCCUAAGUGUGAACUGCGUGGCAUUGGCCGCGUGGAUGUCGCUGAUGUCAUCAACAUAGCUGUAGGAGAGCUAAACAAGAAGUACAAGCCUGUCCUACAUCUCAAAAAGCAACAGCUGAUAAAUGGCUACAGGCGGUUUGACCCCACCAGGGGAAUGGAGUACACCUUAGAUCUACAGCUGGAAGUCAUCAACCAGAAAGGACACAGCCGUUCCAUCACAAAGCGGGUUCACCUGGUCCGACCUUUGAGUCAAAUAGAGAUCAUUCCAAUGCCCUAUGUCACUGAAGCAACGAGAGUUCAUGUGAUUGUACCUCUUACUUUUCAGGACCGAAGUUACAUUGACCAUUUUCUUGAGGUCUUUGCCUCAAAUGCCUUUGAGACCAGUGAAAAUACAAUUCUGACAUUCUUGUUUAUUUACAACCCAGUGGAGGCACAGGAAGUUAACCAGAAUGAUAUCUUUGCCAGUGUGAAGGCUCAGAUAAACACCUACGAACGCAAAUACCCUGCAGUGAAAAUCCCAUGGAUAAGUGUCAAGACAGAAACACCAUCCCAGAUCAAGUACAUGGACAUCAUUUCUAAGAAGCAUCCUGUGGACACGCUGUUCUUCCUGGCUUAUGUCAACACAAAUAUCAAUUCAGAGUUUCUUAACCGAUGCCGCAUGAAUUCAAUAAACAACUGGCAGGUGUUUUUCCCAGUUCAUUUCCAGGACUACAAUCCUGAUAUUGCCUACCACAACCAGCAGCAUCCGGCCACGAUUGAUCUGGUUAAAGAUGCAGGGCAUUUUGACCGCAGCUCAUUUGAAGAAGCAUGUUUUUAUAACUCCGACUACAUGGCAACACGCACACGGAUGGUAUCCGACGUCCAGGAGAAUGAGGACAUUCUAGAGUCAUUGGACAUUUAUGAGAUGUUUGUAAAGUAUUCAGUUCUACAUGUCUUCAGGGCAGUAGAACCGGCACUUCAUCAGAAGUAUCGUUACCAGUCCUGCAAUCCACGGCUCAGUGAAGAGAUCUAUCACAGAUGUGUUCAGAGCAACUUGGAAGGUCUUGGGUCUCGCUCCCAACUUGCUACACUCCUGUUUGAGCAAGAACAAGGAAACAGCACUUGAAUGCACCUCAUAAAACCUAUGUUCCUUCCAAUACAAGCUGGGAUUUGGGAUCUGGCUAAACAUGAGUAGGAACACCACAAGCACCACCCAAUACUCAACGAUGAGUUUUGUCCAAACCAUCAGCCAUGUGUUUACAGUGACAACACAUGACAUGGCCCAACAUUCCCCAUCUUCCAGUGUGCAAUCGAGGAUCGUUUUGUUGGUGGUUU
Thalassophryne amazonica is the source of this 2620-nucleotide messenger RNA. RefSeq names its product chondroitin polymerizing factor a (gene chpfa). The record is from RefSeq and is a predicted model, not a curated record. Gene Ontology annotation, cellular component: Golgi cisterna membrane. NCBI's taxonomy places the organism in Eukaryota, Metazoa, Chordata, Actinopteri, Batrachoidiformes, Batrachoididae. The transcript is spliced from 4 exons. Bases 108 to 2411 code for a protein of 767 amino acids. Gene Ontology annotation, molecular function: glucuronosyl-N-acetylgalactosaminyl-proteoglycan 4-beta-N-acetylgalactosaminyltransferase activity.